AUGAGCAGCCUUGCUUCCUCCGAGACCGUCAACGGCAUUCUCAUUCCUUCGGCACUCCUGGUCGCCGGCACUUUUUUUGUCAAGCAGGAAUGGGUCCCUUACGCUGUCGCUGUCGCUGCAGUUCUCUCUGCGUUUAGGCUGCUCACAGCUACAAGCAGCCCUCGCAAAGUCCUCGACCCCAAGGAGUUCCAAGACUUCGUGCUCAAGGAGAAGAACCACAUCUCCCACAACGUCACCGUUUACCGCUUUUCCCUCCCACGCCCAACCGAUAUCUUGGGUCUCCCCAUCGGCCAGCACAUCUCCCUCCAGGCCCAGAUUGCUGGCAACCCAAACCCCGUCGUCCGCUCCUACACCCCCAUCUCGUCCGACAAUGAAGCCGGCUACUUUGACCUUCUUGUCAAGACCUACCCCCAGGGCAACAUUUCGAAGUAUCUGGACGAUCUGAAGGUCGGUCAGACCAUGAAGGUCCGCGGUCCCAAGGGUGCCAUGGUCUACACCCCCAACAUGGCUCGUCACAUCGGCAUGAUCUCCGGUGGUACUGGUAUUACGCCAAUGCUGCAAAUUAUCAAGGCUAUCAUCCGCGGCAGACCCCGAAACGGCGGCAACGACACUACCAAGAUCGAUCUCAUCUUCGCCAACGUCAACCCCGACGAUAUUCUUCUCAAAGAGGAAUUGGACAAGUUGGCGGCGGAGGAUGACAAGUUUAACAUCUACUAUGUUCUGAACAACCCACCAGAAGGAUGGAAGGGCGGUGUUGGAUUUGUCACAGGCGACAUGAUCAAGGAACACCUGCCCGCUCCAGCCGACGACAUCAAGAUUCUGCUCUGCGGACCUCCUCCCAUGGUCUCUGCUAUGAAGAAGGCCACCGAGGCUCUUGGAUAUAAAAAAGCCAGCCCCGUCAGCAAGCUCCACGACCAGGUCUUCGCUUUUUAG
Molecule: messenger RNA, 933 nt
Organism: Talaromyces atroroseus
Lineage: Eukaryota; Fungi; Ascomycota; Eurotiomycetes; Eurotiales; Trichocomaceae
Product: NADH-cytochrome b5 reductase 1
Exons: 4
Coding region: 1-933 (310 amino acids)
Cellular component (GO): endoplasmic reticulum
Molecular function (GO): oxidoreductase activity
Source: RefSeq, a predicted model, not a curated record